ACCACACCCCUCCAAAACGCCAAAAAAAUUCCCCACUUUCUCUCCACACUCUUCCCUUUCCGGCUUUCCCCUCCCUCCUCCUCCCGAGAUCCCAUCCAUGGCCGCCUCCCGCCCCCGGAUCUGGCCCUGAGGCCGCCAUUGUUGCUGGAUCCCGCUCCGGGGGCCUCCCUCCUCCGCGCCGUCGCGUUUCCUGGCUCGUUUGCAUGUACCCCGUGUAUUGAGGCGGCCUGUCCUUUCGCCUUUUUUGGGGGGUGCUUGCGCUCAUUGGUUCUUGAUCCGUCUGCAUUUGCGCCGUGGAGCUUGUCCGGGGGCAAGGGAAUUGGUGCCUACCGUUCUUUGGUUGCUUACCUUGAGAUCUCUUGUUGUUGCUGCUGUCGAAUCCGGAAUCCUCCCUGCCAUUGCAAUCUCUUGUUGCCAUUGCAGGUGCGUUUUUUCGUGUAUUUUUUUGCGAGGAUUUGCAAGCGCGGAUUUUUCGCGGUCGUUCGUGGGAGGCCGGAUGCUUGUAAUGGUUCUUUGAUUUGGGGGAAUUGAUGUGGUAUUGGUGCUGCCGAAUCUUGCCGCCAUGUGGAAGCAAUUUAUUGGCAAGCUGUCGUGGAAAUCGCUGAAAUCUAGCCCUGGAGGCGGAGGGGGCUCGCCUACGGCGAAGUCGCACCCUAUGUCUCCCAGGGAAAAUGGGGGCUCGGGGAAGCCGAACGCUUCGCCUACGUCGCCCUCAGGGGUCGCUGCAGCCGAGGGGAGGUCCAGGGAGGAUGCAUUCAUCCAGAAGGUGAACAUUUGCUGCACGGUAUACGACUUUGCUGACCGGGGGAAAGACUCGCCGGAGAAAGAGAGGAAGCGGCAGGUCCUGAUGUCCCUCGUUGACUGCAUUGGUGCUGCCGAGGAGCCCCUCACAGAGGCGAUGAUGUCGGCGUGCGUGCACAUGUUUGGUGUUAACCUCUUCAGGGUCUUCCCACCCAAGGUGCGAUCAGGCACGGCGGCAUCCGAGACAGAGGAGGACGACCCAUUCUUUGACCCCUCAUGGUACCACCUGCAAGUCGUGUAUGAAUUGCUUCUUCGGUUUGUCACUUCACCGUUCGUUGAUCCCAAAGUGGCUAGGAAAUAUGUAGACAGUUCAUUCGUCUCGAAGCUACUUGACCUAUUUGAUUCUGAUGACCCAAGAGAGAGGGACUGCUUGAAGACAGUAUUGCAUAGGAUAUAUGGAAAGUUCAUGGGAAAUCGACCGUUCAUUCGUAAGGCUGUGAGUAAUAUCUUCUAUAGGUUCGUCUCUGAGGCUGAUCAUCACAAUGGGAUAGCCGAGCUGUUGGAGGUGUUUGGCAGUGUAAUAAGUGGGUUUGCCAAGCCAUUGAAGGAGGAACAUAAGUUGUUCCUAUGGAAAGCAUUAAUUCCCCUUCACAAGCCUAAGACAGUGGGCGGAUAUCUGCCACAGCUGACUUACUGCAUAACGCAAUUUAUUGAGAAGGAACCUAAGCUUGCAGGAACUGUGAUCAGAGGUCUGUUGAAGUAUUGGCCAAUUACCAAUAGUCAGAAGGAGAUGAUGUUUUUGGGGGAGUUGGAAGAGGUGCUCGAGUUAAUUGACAUGGCUGAGUUCCAGAAGUGCAUGGUGCCAUUGUUCCGGAGGAUUGCAACUUGCCUGAAUAGCUCCCACUUCCAGGUUGCAGAGAGAGCCUUAUUCUUGUGGAACAAUGAACAUUUGUUUGAUAUGAUAUCCCAAAACCGUCAAGUGAUUGUGCCAAUUGUAUAUCCAGCUCUGGAGAGAAAUGCCCGCUGGCAUUGGAACCAAUCGGUUCUCAACGUUACGAUGAAUGUGAGGAAAAUGUUCUUCGACAUGGAUGAGAGAUUGCUCCUGGCUUGUCAGAGCAACUUCCAAUUAGAAGAAGAGAAGCGAACUGCAGCCGAGGAGCGUCGAAGGCUUGUCUGGAAGCAACUGGAGCGGAAUGCUCAACCAGUGGUAGCUGGUAGUGCGAGCUUUCCACAGCCCUCUUCAUCUGUGCCCCCAGUAGUUCCCACUGUGACAUGACAUGGCUCCAAAUAUACUCCAUUUCACUUCCUUGCUUCGUAGCUAGCUAGAUGAAGUUGCUUGCUUCUCUGGGGUACAGAAGGCAUUUUGUUACCUUUGUAAGCCCCCCUUGCCAAAGUCUGUAAUUAAUAGUUGUUGGUCUGAAGACAAAGGAAUCUUGAUUUUUUUUUGCAGCGAAUUCUCAAUUAAUGGGCAUUGCUUUCUUGGCAAAAUAUUGAUUGAUUCUACCUUAGUAUUCUGUGAAGUGUGGACACUUCCGAUUUUGUAUGUGAGGGAUGUCAAAUUGAAAGGCCAUCUUUUUGUAUGUGACAGUAGCAUCUUUUACAGUGUAAUAUAAUAUCAGAUCCACUUGUGUGUGGACAGUGUCUUCUCCAA
This is a messenger RNA of Brachypodium distachyon (stiff brome), 2392 nucleotides long. RefSeq names its product serine/threonine protein phosphatase 2A 57 kDa regulatory subunit B' kappa isoform. Gene Ontology annotation, cellular component: protein phosphatase type 2A complex. Lineage: Eukaryota; Viridiplantae; Streptophyta; Magnoliopsida; Poales; Poaceae. The coding region runs from base 563 to 2017 and encodes 484 amino acids. The transcript is spliced from 2 exons. Gene Ontology annotation, molecular function: protein phosphatase regulator activity. The record is from RefSeq and is a predicted model, not a curated record. Gene Ontology annotation, biological process: signal transduction.